CUCUGUUCCUUCUUUUUCCCGAGAAAAUUUCUUGGAAUUUUGUGUCUUCUCUACGACUUUUCUCUCACUCUUCUUCUUAGAUAUGAAAUCCAUUUCCUCCGGGAGUUCGUAAUCUUCGCAAGUUUUUUCUCAUUCUUCUUCAAUGGCGGCUGUAAAUUCCGUAUCAUUCACGGCAUUAAGUCAAUGUUCUGAUAGACGAUUGCCGAUUCCCUCGGCUCGUUCACUCGCCUCGCAUUUCGACGGGUUUCGUUUUCGUAAGAGCGUUUUCUGUCAUUAUUCCGGAGUUCGGACAUCUAGCUUCAGUUCUCGCAUGGUUAUUCAUUGCAUGGCAUCUGGAACAGGCUCAGAUGUAACAACCGUAGCCGAGACUAAAGCGAACUUCCUCAAGGCGUAUAAACGGCCUAUCCCUAGCAUUUACAACACCGUUGUGCAAGAAUUGAUUGUCCAACAGCAUUUGAUGAGGUAUAAGAAGACAUACCGUUAUGACCCUGUUUUCGCCCUUGGUUUUGUUACUGUGUAUGAUCGACUUAUGGAAGGGUACCCUAGCGAUGAGGAUCGUGAUGCCAUUUUCCAAGCAUACAUUAACGCAUUGAAUGAGGAUCCAGAGCAAUAUAGAAUUGAUGCCCAAAAAUUGGAAGAGUGGGCUCGGUCUCAGACUGCAGCUUCAUUGGUUGAGUUUGCAUCAAGAGAAGGAGAAGUCGAGAGUAUUUUGAAGGACAUUGCAGAACGAGCUGGGGGCAAGGGGAAUUUCAGCUACAGCCGAUUUUUUGCUAUUGGGCUAUUUCGACUCCUUGAAUUGGCAAAUGCUUCUGAACCCAGUAUCUUGGAAAAGCUAUGUGCCGCUUUAAAUGUUGACAAAAAAGGCGUGGACCGAGACCUUGAUGUAUACCGUAACCUGCUUUCGAAGUUAGUUCAGGCGAAAGAGCUCCUAAAGGAAUAUGUCGAUAGAGAGAAGAAGAAAAGAGAUGAGAGGGCAGGAUCACAGACGGCUAGUGAGGCCAUAACGAAAUGCUUGGGAGAAUACAGCAUGCAGACUGGGUUGUGAGAGCUGAUUGGAGCACUGCCUAAUUUGAGAUAGACUUGAGAGUUACAGCAAUAUUCUAAAGUACCUGAUAGAACUGCGUCUGUAAUGUAUUGUUGGGUAUUUACUCAAUUGGUGAAUUUUGUAUUCAGUCAGGCACUACCUUUAUUCUCAUUUGAUAUAACCACCUCAAGCUAUUUUUUAAUCAUCUGUAUUACAUAUUUUGAUUGCAAUUGUCAAUACAAAUGCUUUUGCACAGAUAUUUGACCA
Cucurbita pepo subsp. pepo (vegetable marrow) is the source of this 1291-nucleotide messenger RNA. Its product is annotated as protein THYLAKOID FORMATION1, chloroplastic. Lineage: Eukaryota; Viridiplantae; Streptophyta; Magnoliopsida; Cucurbitales; Cucurbitaceae. Gene Ontology annotation, biological process: protein import into chloroplast thylakoid membrane; photosynthesis; photosystem II assembly. The record is from RefSeq and is a predicted model, not a curated record. Gene Ontology annotation, cellular component: chloroplast thylakoid.